This is a messenger RNA of Indicator indicator, 1230 nucleotides long. It is a transcript of the gene SLC35E2B, whose product is annotated as solute carrier family 35 member E2B. Gene Ontology annotation, cellular component: Golgi apparatus. NCBI's taxonomy places the organism in Eukaryota, Metazoa, Chordata, Aves, Piciformes, Indicatoridae. Gene Ontology annotation, molecular function: antiporter activity. The transcript has 8 exons. The record is from RefSeq and is a predicted model, not a curated record. The coding region runs from base 1 to 1230 and encodes 409 amino acids.
AUGUCGACUGUGACAAGUGCCCAGCCACCAGAGGAACCUAAUUCUCCCCUCCUCGAAGAAAAACCAAAGGGAAAAUCACUCUUUAAUUUGGGUUCACUCUUUGCUAACAGGAGUGAGCAAUUUGUCAUUGCCAGGAGUGACAGUGUGCCAGAGGAGAACGUCCUGAAAAUAACCAUCACGGAGACAACGGUCAUUGAAUCAGACCUGGGCAUCUGGAACUCUCAUGCCCUCAUCUACCUCACUUUGUGGUUUUUCUUCAGCUUUUGCACUCUUUUCCUUAACAAAUACAUUCUCUCACUACUGGAAGGAGAGCCCAGUAUGCUAGGUGCUGUUCAAAUGCUUUCAACCACCUUCAUUGGCUGUAUAAAAAUGUUUGUUCCAUGCUGCUUGUACCAACACAAAACACGCAUCUCUUACCCACCCAACUUCAUCAUGAUAAUGCUGUUUGUUGGAUUAAUGAGAUUUGCAACAGUGGUCUUGGGUCUUGUCAGCUUGAAAAAUGUGGCAGUUUCAUUUGCAGAAACUGUGAAAAGCUCUGCUCCUAUUUUUACUGUUAUCAUGUCUCGGAUGAUAUUAGGAGAAUACACUGGAUUGCUGGUUAAUCUGUCUCUCAUUCCUGUCAUGGGUGGGCUGGCUCUCUGUACAGCCACUGAACUCAGCUUCAACAUUCUGGGUUUCUCAGCAGCUUUAUCCACUAAUAUCAUGGACUGUUUGCAAAAUGUCUUCUCCAAGAAACUGCUCAGUGGAGACAAAUACAGAUUCUCAGCCCCAGAGCUUCAGUUCUACACAAGUGCUGCUGCAGUGGUUAUGCUUAUUCCAGCCUGGAUAUUUUUCAUGGAUGUGCCUGUGAUUGGGAAAAGUGGGAGAAGCUUCAGCUACAACCAAGAUGUUGUCAUACUUCUGGUAAUAGAUGGAGUCUUGUUCCACCUACAAAGUGUUACAGCCUAUGCCUUGAUGGGAAAAAUUUCUCCUGUGACUUUCAGUGUUGCUAGUACUGUGAAGCAUGCCCUGUCCAUCUGGCUAAGUAUUAUUGUGUUUGGCAACAAAAUCACAAGCCUCUCAGCCAUUGGGACUGUCCUGGUGACAAUUGGAGUUCUACUCUAUAACAAGGCAAAGCAGCAUCAGCAAGAGACUAUCCACAGCCUGGCAGCUGCAGCCCCACAGGCUGCACAAAGCACAGCAGAAGAUACUGAGCCACUCAUUUCCAAGGAUUUGGAACCCUAUGAUUAA